GCCCUGUUGUGGCUGUCCCUCCUGCGGCUGAGCACCCAGGCCUCGGAUCUGUCUUCCGAGUGUGGGAAGAGCACGGUCACUGGGAAGAUCUUUGGUGGCAAGAAGGCAAAUCCUGAGCGGUGGCCGUGGCAGGCCAGUCUGCUGUUAAAUGGCAGGCAUAUCUGUGGAGCCACCCUCAUCGACAGAAACUGGGUAGCCUCUGCGGCCCACUGCUUCCAAAGGUCCCAUUCACCAUCUGACUAUCGGAUCUUGCUUGGGUACAACCAGCUACACCAUCCCACCAAUUACAGCCGGCAGAUGACAGUGAGAACGGUCAUCGUUCACUCAGAGUAUGACAAGCAGCACCGCAUGGGCAGUGACAUCACUCUGCUGCAACUGCAUGUGUCCGUGGACUUUAACUCCCACAUCAGCCCCGCCUGUGUCCCAGAUUCCUCCACGGUGUUGAACACUAGCCGCACCUGCUGGAUAAGUGGCUGGGGGAUGAUCACCGAAGACACGUUUCUGCCUAGACCCUUCCAGUUGCAGGAGGGAGAAGUCGGUAUCAUAGAAAACAGGUUCUGUGCAAACUUUUUCCAACCUGAAAACCCCAGCAAGCCCAGCAACAGAGAUUACGGCAUAUAUGACGAUAUGUUGUGCGCCGGGAACCUCAUGGAAGAGACAUCCAUCUGCCGAGGAGAUUCUGGGGGUCCUCUUGUCUGCCCGGUGAAUGGCAAAUGGUACCUGAUAGGCAUCUCCAGUUGGAGCUUGGACUGCCGCUCACCCAUCGGCCCCAGCGUCUUCACCAGAGUCAGCUACUUCUCCAACUGGAUCAAGGAAAACAAGAAGAUCACACCUACUCCCAGCCCCUCUGAGAUACCUUCCCAGGGCACACCCCCGGCUCUGGGCAGCAUGGUUUCUCUGGGUACUGUCCAUAGGCCUGGGGCCUGUGCAGCUCUCGUGUCUGCACAGACCUUCCUGCUGCUGCUACUGGUCCCUGGGAGCCUGUGACAGACUCAUGGCUCAUUCCCCAGCUGCGCCAGGUGACUUCCAACUGAGCUCCACACUGUCCCCAAAUGUGUCCAUCUCAAGCUCUACUGAGACCUCUCUGUCCUGGGCUGACAAAAUAAAAACUACUCAGGAA
Molecule: messenger RNA, 1120 nt
Organism: Tupaia belangeri chinensis (Chinese tree shrew)
Lineage: Eukaryota; Metazoa; Chordata; Mammalia; Scandentia; Tupaiidae
Product: serine protease 40
Exons: 5
Biological process (GO): proteolysis
Molecular function (GO): serine-type endopeptidase activity
Source: RefSeq, a predicted model, not a curated record